UUAAUUACAGAACAGUAAUAAAAGAGUGUCACUGGCAACGUAAGUGAAAGGAAAAAGGUUAAUCUUUCCGUAUACGGCUUAAUCAUUUCUCUGAAUAUUAAAAAAAAAAAGCCUGAAAUUAUUUCAUUAAAUACAUACAUUAGCUUCUCUCCUCCAUUUCUCUCAGAAUAUUUGUCGAUCAGCUUUGAUUUUGAUUUGAUUUCAUAUAGUUUAAUUUUUAUAUCACCCGUUUGGUUUAUUCGAUGAAGAAGCAAGAAAAAGAUUCGACAGCUGAAAUCGCUAUAAUCGUGGAGGAUUCGUCUUCUCCUCUUCCUCCACAUUCUCAGGUGAACGAAAAACCUACUGAAGAUUUCAAGAGUUCUCAAUCAAGCGGAACCAACUUGGAUAUUUCUAUACAAAUACCCCUUAGGCCACUUCCAUUUGUUGGCGGACAUAGCCCAAAGAGUUCUCUAAAGUCCAUAACUUCAUUCAAAAGUCGCAGUACAUCAUCCUCACCAAGAGGAAUCUUGCGGAAUCUAAGCUUGAAAAAGAAAGUUGCAGCUCAUCCUGAAAGCGAGAGAAGCUCUCUACUAUCUCCCGGUUCCAUGGAAACAUCUAAACCCCUAAACACUGACGGUUUAACGACUUCUCCUUAUUGGAAAAGAUGUUUGUCGCUUCCAUCUAAACAUGCCGCAAAGUUGUCUCCUGUGGUAUCUGCUCAGGUUCCAGUUGGUGUGCCCGGUGAACCUCCUAACAAAGUUCCUACUUAUCCAGCAGUUCCAAGGUCCUUGUCCAUGCCUGGGAUAAACAAAGUGAUUGUUAGAUCCAUUUCUUUUGAAAACCACAAAGCUCUUGUUUCCUCUGUAACAAACUCAGAUCAAGUCUCUCCCGUUCCUACAGAAGAAACAGAUGAAGAAAUUCCAGAAGAAGAAGCGGUGUGCAGGAUCUGUCUGGACGUGUGCGAAGAAGGCAAUACUCUAAAAAUGGAGUGCAGCUGCAAAGGUGACCUCAGACUUGUUCAUGAAGCGUGUGCCAUUAAGUGGUUUAGUACAAAGGGGACAAGAACAUGUGACGUCUGUAGACAAGAAGUUAAAAACUUACCAGUUAUAUUACUUCGUGUGCCUACAAUUAAUCAACCAAAUAACAUGCGUGACCGUAGUCAACAGCAUAUGCAGUCACAAACCGCUAGUGCUUGGCAGGAGUUUGUAGUGCUGGUUCUAAUAAGCGCCGUCUGUUACUUCUUCUUCCUCGAGCAAUUACUGAUUCGGGACUUGAGCACGCAAGCUGUCUACAUAGCAGCGCCGUUUUCAUUAAUGCUGGGCCUCUUAGCAUCCCUUUUUGCCAUUGUCUUAGCUAUCAGAGAAUAUAUAUGGACAUACGCAGCACUUGAGUUUGCUCUUGUGGGCAUUUUGGUUCAUCUAUUAUAUUCUAUGGUUGGACUACAGCCGAUGUAUUCUAUACUGUUUGCAGGGAUUCUUGGUUUUGGGAUUGCCGUGUGCUUAAACUCGUUGUACCUUCAUUAUUUUGCGUGGCGUAUGCGUGUUGCAGAAAACUCAACUCAAGUAUGA
This is a messenger RNA of Eruca vesicaria subsp. sativa (arugula), 1547 nucleotides long. The record is from the annotation of a GenBank genome assembly. Lineage: Eukaryota; Viridiplantae; Streptophyta; Magnoliopsida; Brassicales; Brassicaceae.